AAAAAACUAUUUAAAUGAGAACAAUGGUGAUCAUCCAUAAAAUGUAAAACUAUAUGAAACCAAGUCAAGUAGACGAGAUGGUUCUUUCCUUGCGUACAAAUUGACCAAAAAUCCAGCACCAGACAAAACUGAGUCUACUUGACAUGGUUACUGAGCAUUACCUAUUAAAUAAUUAAUAGAAGAAAUUAUUCAGGACAAUACAGUCUUUGAACUGCUUCUACCUACAACUGAUUUGGUUCCUGCUGGAUUUAAGAAUUUUUUAUCCCCCCCCCCCCCCCCCCAAUUCACUGAAACUGUGCCAUCUUUAACCAAAUACAGCUUGUGUUCAUUUUACCACGUAAUGUUUGUCUUCCUAAAAAUAGAUUCAGAGCCAUUUGAAUGACCCUGUGUUUUAUUUCUUAAAUGGGACAAUGAUGGGAAAAAAAAAAUACUUCAUCAGAACCCAACAGGUGUUAGAGACGUAUUAAAAAUAAUGCCGAGGACAUUUGGUAAAGGACUGAUUCGGACUGAAAGGAGUAUAAAAGAACUUGUAAUUCAGAUGGAAAGCACAGGCAACAUGAAGGUACUUCUACUCUUGGGCUUUAUUGCCACAGCGCUGGCUGCUGGACCCUCAGUGUUUGAUGGGGCAAAGGUUUAUCGGCUGAAGCCUCAAUAUGAGGGUCAUGUCGAAGCAAUUAAGAACUUGGAAAGCAGCAUAAAGGUUGAUUUCUGGAACCCUGACAAUCCGGAGCUGGUUGCUGCACACACAGAUGUGGAUAUCCAUGUCAGUGCAGAACAGGCUCCACUUUUGGAAACCCUUUUACAGCAGACCGGAAUGGAGCAUGAAGUGCUGAUUGACGACCUCCAGACUGCCAUGAAAAACCAAUUUGACAACAAAGAGCGUUCAACCACUAGAUACAACUAUGAAAAAUACAACACCUUGGAGAAAAUUGAAGCCUGGACUGCCAGUAUCACUGCUGAAAACCCCAAUCUUGUCACCAGAUCCCAGAUUGGAAGUUCCUUUGAAGGACGCCCUAUGUACCUUCUCAAGUUGGGCAAGAGAACCGGCUCAUCAAAGCCCGCUAUCUUUGUGGACUGUGGCAUCCAUGCUAGGGAGUGGAUCUCCCCUGCUUUCUGCCAGUGGUUUGUGAAGGAGGCUGUCACGACAUAUGGGUCUGAUGCUGAAAUGACCCGUCUCUUGGACAGCAUGGAUGUCUUUGUUCUGCCAGUUUUCAAUGUUGAUGGCUAUGCAUACACCUGGAGCAAGGACAGAAUGUGGAGGAAAACUCGUUCUACGAACUCUGGUACCACCUGCAUUGGUACUGACCCCAACAGAAACUUUAAUGCAGGCUGGUGCACUAUUGGAGCUUCAAAUAAACCAUGCAGUGACACGUAUUGUGGAUCCAAAGCUGAAUCUGAGAUCGAAGUCAAAGCUGUUGCCAACUUCAUCCGUGCAAACCGUUCCAUCAUCAAAGCCUACCUAACCAUACAUUCCUACUCUCAGUUGCUCCUGUUCCCAUACUCUUACACUACUGCACUGGCGGCUCACCACACUGAACUGCUUGGCGUUGCACAAGGAGCUGCAGAUGCUUUAGCCACACUUUAUGGUACACGUUACACUAGUGGCCCUGGAGCAGUCACAAUCUACCCUGCUGCUGGUGGUUCUGAUGACUGGGCCUAUGACUUGGGUGUCAAGUACUCUUUCACCUUUGAACUUCGUGAUACUGGCAGAUAUGGAUUCCUGCUUCCAGAGUCGCAGAUCAGGCCAACUUGCCAAGAAACAAUGCUGGCAGUCAAAUAUAUUGCCAAACAUGUUCAGGAUAACCUUUACUGAAAUGAUUUGUACAGAGUAAAAUAAAACAGAACCAAUAAAACGCAUGAUAAUAUUAUUGAGUCUGUGUUCCUCUUGUUUGCCUCAGUGAACCUAUUUACUUUACUCUACAGUAUACAUUAUGCUAGUAAAAAUGUAU
Messenger RNA from Polyodon spathula (Mississippi paddlefish), 1949 nucleotides. It is a transcript of the gene cpb1, whose product is annotated as carboxypeptidase B1 (tissue). The record is from RefSeq and is a predicted model, not a curated record. Lineage: Eukaryota; Metazoa; Chordata; Actinopteri; Acipenseriformes; Polyodontidae. Gene Ontology annotation, molecular function: metallocarboxypeptidase activity; zinc ion binding. Gene Ontology annotation, biological process: proteolysis. The transcript is spliced from 11 exons. The coding region runs from base 473 to 1813 and encodes 446 amino acids.